CAGCCUUGGAAUUGAGAUUCCUUUCCUCUUUUUCGUUUUCCCUUUUAUGCAAGGAAAAAAGGAGAAAAUGAGAGAUUCCUUUUUUUUUUUCCCCCUUUCUUUCAUCGCCGUGUUUGGUUUCUGUUUCCUUCCUACUUUCCGUUUCCCUUCUUCUUCUUCCCCAUUUAUUUAGUCGGCCCGGCCGCCCAUUUUUUAUGUGGAGGUGGUUGGGUUCGCCCUUUGGAAAGCUGUGGCCUUUUCUCCAUUAUAUAACAAAAAAAGCUUCGAGAAACCUCCCCAAUUCCCAUUUCGCCACCUCCCUCAAUUUCGAGUUCUCCGAAUUUCCUCAGCAACCCUAGAAACCGAUUCCUCCUUUCCCUCUCUUCUUCGACGAUCCCAGAUCCAGCAAAAACCAGAUCCCUCUGCCCGGCCGAGUAAGGUAUGAUUCUCGCGUUUGGUUUUUCUGGAUCUGUUUGGUUUUUCUUUUUAUCCUGAAAAAAUCCGGUGUUCUGUGAUUUUGAUUUUGUCAGAGAUCGAAUUUCGAUCAUCCAUCGAGAGAGAGGGAGGGAAGAAGGAUAUGGCGGAAGAGCACAGAUGCCAGGCACAGCGCCUCUGCGCGAACAACUGCGGCUUCUUCGGUAGCCCGGCGACGCAGGAUUUCUGCUCCAAGUGCUACCGAGAUCUGCAGCUCAAGGAGCAAGGCAAGCUCGCCUUGAACCAGACCCUGGCCACCUCCUCCUCCGCUUCCUCGAUCCCAUCCCCGUCGUCCUCCGUUUCCGUGCCUUCCAUCGGGAGGGCGGCCGUGGAGGUUGUUGGAUUGGAGAAGGAGAAGGAUGAUGCGGCUCCGGCGGUGUCGGCGGUGGGGGUGGGGACGCGGGCGAACAGGUGCAGCGAGUGCAGGAAGCGCGUGGGGCUGACGGGGUUCAAGUGCAGGUGCGGGAUGGUGUUCUGCGGCGGCCACCGGUACCCGGAGAAGCACAGCUGCGGGUUCGAUUUCAAGAGCAUGGGGAAGGAGCAGAUCGCCAGGGCCAAUCCGGUCGUCAAGGGAGAGAAGCUCCACAAGAUCUGACCGGCGUUUUGAAACGGUGGAAAAUUGAAAUGGUGGGGGGGAAUUCGAAAUGCUAUUCAGUUAUUGUGACAGGCUGGCCGGAACCGGCCGCCGCCGGUGAUCGGCGGUGAUUAUAAGAAGGAUGGGGAAAGUUGAAUUGGCUUUUGGGGGUUGGGGUUGGUGGGGUCGGGCGGUACUAGUGGGUUUGUCGAUUUGCGUUUUUGCUUGUGAAUGUACAUUUCUUAAUCAUGAUUUGCUCUGUUUUUAAUUGGGUUUAUCAUAUUAUUAUAUCAACUUUGUCUCAAAUAAUUAGCGAAUAAUUAUCAACAUGAUGCCUGUUUUGGUUCGGGUUAAACAAUGAAAUUAGAGCUUGAGGAACUGCUGAGAGAAAAGAAUUCAAUUCAAUGACUUGUUCAAACUCAAAUGCGUUUCUUCUCUUAGACAAAGGUCUUUGCUCAUUUUUCCUCACUUUUAUUAAUAAUAUCUUAAUAAAACUUAAAAGUAUCA
Messenger RNA from Linum trigynum, 1534 nucleotides. The record is from the annotation of a GenBank genome assembly. Lineage: Eukaryota; Viridiplantae; Streptophyta; Magnoliopsida; Malpighiales; Linaceae.